GAGGUAAGAGAGUCUGCAUGGAGCUCUACAAUGUGUUUAUAAACUACAGAGCGCUGUUAUAUUGUAUUAUUUUGAAAGGUCCGGGUUGUAGUGUGGUAGGAGCGCGUUGUUUUAUCCGUUCAGACACUGAGGGAGAGCAGAGAGGAGGUGAGAGAGUCUGCAUGGAGCUCUACAAUGUGUUUAUAAACUACAGAGCGCUGUUAUAUUGUAUUAUUUUGAAAGGUCCGGGUUGUAGUGUGGUAGGAGCGCGUUGUUUUAUCCGUUCAGACACUGAGGGAGAGCAGAGAGGAGGUGAGAGAGUCUGCAUGGAGCUCUACAAUGUGUUUAUAAACUACAGAGCGCUGUUAUAUUGUAUUACUUUGAAAGGUCCGGGUUGUAGUGUGGUAGGAGCGCGUUGUUUUAUCCGUUCAGACACUGAAGGAGAGCAGAGAGGAGGUGAGAGAGUCUGCAUGGAGCUCUACAAUGUGUUUAUAAACUACAGAGCGCUGUUAUAUUGUAUUAUUUUGAAAGGUCCGGGUUGUAGUGUGGUAGGAGCGCGUUGUUUUAUCCGUUCAGACACUGAGGGAGAGCAGAGAGGAGGUAAGAGAGUCUGCAUGGAGCUCUACAAUGUGUUUAUAAACUACAGAGCGCUGUUAUAUUGUAUUAUUUUGAAAGGUCCGGGUUGUAGUGUGGUAGGAGCGCGUUGUUUUAUCCGUUCAGACACUGAGGGAGAGCAGAGAGGAGGUGAGAGAGUCUGCAUGGAGCUCUACAAUGUGUUUUUAAACUACAGAGCGCUGUUAUAUUGUAUUAUUUUGAAAGGUCCGGGUUGUAGUGUGGUAGGAGCGCGUUGUUUUAUCCGUUCAGACACUGAGGGAGAGCAGAGAGGAGGUAAGAGAGUCUGCAUGGAGCUCUACAAUGUGUUUAUAAACUACAGAGCGCUGUUAUAUUGUAUUAUUUUGAAAGGUCCGGGUUGUAGUGUGGUAGGAGCGCGUUGUUUUAUCCGUUCAGACACUGAGGGAGAGCAGAGAGGAGGUGAGAGAGUCUGCAUGGAGCUCUACAAUGUGUUUAUAAACUACAGAGCGCUGUUAUAUUGUAUUAUUUUGAAAGGUCCGGGUUGUAGUGUGGUAGGAGCGCGUUGUUUUAUCCGUUCAGACACUGAGGGAGAGCAGAGAGGAGGUGAGAGAGUCUGCAUGGAGCUCUACAAUGUGUUUAUAAACUACAGAGCGCUGUUAUAUUGUAUUAUUUUGAAAGGUCCGGGUUGUAGUGUGGUAGGAGCGCGUUGUUUUAUCCGUUCAGACACUGAGGGAGAGCAGAGAGGAGGUGAGAGAGUCUGCAUGGAGCUCUACAAUGUGUUUAUAAACUACAGAGCGCUGUUAUAUUGUAUUAUUUUGAAAGGUCCGGGUUGUAGUGUGGUAGGAGCGCGUUGUUUUAUCCGUUCAGACACUGAGGGAGAGCAGAGAGGAGGUGAGAGAGUCUGCAUGGAGCUCUACAAUGUGUUUAUAAACUACAGAGCGCUGUUAUAUUGUAUUAUUUUGAAAGGUCCGGGUUGUAGUGUGGUAGGAGCGCGUUGUUUUAUCCGUUCAGACACUGAGGGAGAGCAGAGAGGAGGUGAGAGAGUCUGCAUGGAGCUCUACAAUGUGUUUAUAAACUACAGAGCGCUGUUAUAUUGUAUUAUUUUGAAAGGUCCGGGUUGUAGUGUGGUAGGAGCGCGUUGUUUUAUCCGUUCAGACACUGAGGGAGAGCAGAGAGGAGGUGAGAGAGUCUGCAUGGAGCUCUACAAUGUGUUUAUAAACUACAGAGCGCUGUUAUAUUGUAUUAUUUUGAAAGGUCCGGGUUGUAGUGUGGUAGGAGCGCGUUGUUUUAUCCGUUCAGACACUGAGGGAGAGCAGAGAGGAGGUGAGAGAGUCUGCAUGGAGCUCUACAAUGUGUUUAUAAACUACAGAGCGCUGUUAUAUUGUAUUAUUUUGAAAGGUCCGGGUUGUAGUGUGGUAGGAGCGCGUUGUUUUAUCCGUUCAGACACUGAGGGAGAGCAGAGAGGAGGUGAGAGAGUCUGCAUGGAGCUCUACAAUGUGUUUAUAAACUACAGAGCGCUGUUAUAUUGUAUUAUUUUGAAAGGUCCGGGUUGUAGUGUGGUAGGAGCGCGUUGUUUUAUCCGUUCAGACACUGAGGGAGAGCAGAGAGGAGGUGAGAGAGUCUGCAUGGAGCUCUACAAUGUGUUUAUAAACUACAGAGCGCUGUUAUAUUGUAUUAUUUUGAAAGGUCCGGGUUGUAGUGUGGUAGGAGCGCGUUGUUUUAUCCGUUCAGACACUGAGGGAGAGCAGAGAGGAGGUGAGAGAGUCUGCAUGGAGCUCUACAAUGUGUUUAUAAACUACAGAGCGCUGUUAUAUUGUAUUAUUUUGAAAGGUCCGGGUUGUAGUGUGGUAGGAGCGCGUUGUUUUAUCCGUUCAGACACUGAGGGAGAGCAGAGAGGAGGUGAGAGAGUCUGCAUGGAGCUCUACAAUGUGUUUAUAAACUACAGAGCGCUGUUAUAUUGUAUUAUUUUGAAAGGUCCGGGUUGUAGUGUGGUAGGAGCGCGUUGUUUUAUCCGUUCAGACACUGAGGGAGAGCAGAGAGGAGGUGAGAGAGUCUGCAUGGAGCUCUACAAUGUGUUUAUAAACUACAGAGCGCUGUUAUAUUGUAUUAUUUUGAAAGGUCCGGGUUGUAGUGUGGUAGGAGCGCGUUGUUUUAUCCGUUCAGACACUGAGGGAGAGCAGAGAGGAGGUGAGAGAGUCUGCAUGGAGCUCUACAAUGUGUUUAUAAACUACAGAGCGCUGUUAUAUUGUAUUAUUUUGAAAGGUCCGGGUUGUAGUGUGGUAGGAGCGCGUUGUUUUAUCCGUUCAGACACUGAGGGAGAGCAGAGAGGAGGACUGCCCUAUCUUGGUGAAAGCCAAGGAACAAAGAUGGAGUCUGUUUACAUUAAACAGGAGGUGGUUCAGGAAUUGGUACCUAUCUGCAUUAAACAGGAGAUGCCUGAACUGGAGCCUGUCCACAUUAAAGAAGAGACUGAACUGGAGCCUGUCCACAUUAAAGAAGAAGAGACUGAACUGGAGCCUGUCCACAUUAAAGAGGAAGAGACUGAACUGGAGCCUGUCCACAUUAAAGAGGAAGAGACUGAACUGGAGCCUGUCCACAUUAAAGAGGAAGAGACUGAACUGGAGCCUGUCCACAUUAAAGAAGAAGAGACUGAACUGGAGCCUCUCUACAUUGAAGAGGAGCCUAUUGGUUUGUUGCUUAAGGGUUCAGAAAACAUAUCCCGGCCAAAGAUAUCACAUCAAUGUAGUGGAUAUGGGAAAAGCUUCAGUCAGUCAGGAACCCUAAAAACACACCAGCGAAUUCACACUGGAGAGAAGCCAUAUCACUGUUUUGAAUGUGGGGUGAGCUUCACUGUGUCAGGAAGCCUAAAAACACACCAGCGAAUUCACACUGGAGAGAAGCCGAAUCACUGUACUGAAUGUGGGAAGAGCUUCGUUCAGUUAGGUGACCUAAAAAGACACCAGCGAAUUCACACUGGCGAGAAGCCAUAUCACUGUACUGAAUGUGGGGAGAGCUUCAGACAGAUUGGAAGCCUAAAAAGACACCAGCGAAUUCACACUGGAGAAAAGCCUCGUCACUGCACUGAAUGUGGAAAGAGCUUCAGUGAAUUGGGACACCUAAAAUCACACCAGCGAAUUCAUACUGGAGAGAAGCCAUAUCACUGUAAUGAAUGUGGGCAGAGCUUCAAUCAGUUAGGAGUCCUAAAAAGACACCAGCGAAUUCACACGGGAGAGAAGCCAUAUUACUGUACUGCAUGCGGGAAGAGCUUCCGUCAGUCAGGAGACCUAAAAGCACAUCAGCGAAUUCACUCUGGAGAGAAGCUGUAUCCCUGUACUGAAUGUGGGGAACGCUUUAGUAGGUUUAGAGACCUUAAAAGACACCAACGAAUUCACACUGGAGAGAAGCCAUAUCACAGUACUGAAUGUGUGAAUGAAGGAGGUCCCCAGAGUGAGAGCCAGUCUGAAUCCAGAGACACAGAGAAGGGGAGCUUGUCAAACUGAAGGAGACAGACCCAUUCUUUCAGAAUGAACUGGACAGCCCUGGGAUUCAGCUCCACUCCUGGCCCUGAAUUGGAAAUGAAUCUCACUCAUCAUGCUGUGAGGAUUUAGGACAGAGUUACAGGGUCAUUCCACUUAGAAGGGACACGUUGGAAAUAUAUGCCAAGCUUUUUCUCUGAACAAUUAUAUGUGUGACAUGAACCCAACACAUUAACACGAGAACCGCCGGGUUUAUGCUACUACCUAGAACCGCCAGCAGUAGUCAUUUUGACGGGUAUAUUUUAAACAGCUUUGAUAUGAAAAUGAAACACAAACUGUCAGACACAACUCAAAAGUUUUAUUUAUGAACAUCAUAUCUAACAUCUGCAUAGCAGAAACAUUGUAUUUAAAUGAAAAAUAAACAUAAAAGCCUUUUUUAAAUUAGCGCAUAUAAUGCAUGACGUAAAAACAUGAAAAACUAUAAUAAAAUAAACAUUUCAAAAGAA
Molecule: messenger RNA, 4534 nt
Organism: Acipenser ruthenus (sterlet)
Lineage: Eukaryota; Metazoa; Chordata; Actinopteri; Acipenseriformes; Acipenseridae
Exons: 3
Coding region: 18-4052 (1344 amino acids)
Biological process (GO): regulation of transcription by RNA polymerase II
Molecular function (GO): DNA-binding transcription factor activity; RNA polymerase II cis-regulatory region sequence-specific DNA binding
Source: RefSeq, a predicted model, not a curated record